AUGGAGAACAGAGAAAUUGAAGAUUCUUCCAAACUUAAACAUCCCGGCAAAUCGCAUAAAUCUACAGCUACACAGGCUUAUUUCAAUUUUAUUAAAUCAAAUCUUGGAAUUGGUGUCAUUGUUCUCCCAGUUGUCACUUAUCAGGUUGGAUUGCUUUGGUCUAUUUUCUUAUUCGUUCCAAUCGCCUUCAGUUGCGUAAAAUCAAGCCAAUUCAUGAUAGAAAUAGCAGAUGAUUUGAACACAGAUAAUAUUCUCUAUGCAGACAUCAUUAAACUAACUUUGGGAUCUCUGUGGGCUCACAUUUUGGAUAUUGCCAUCAUAUUGCAAUUGAUUGGACUUUGCAUAGCCUAUUUGAUAUUUCUGACUGAGUCCUUGGCUCAAUCCUUACAUCAAAUCAGUAUUGAAAUGACCAAAUUGUAAUGCCUGCUGAUCACAUUAAUUAUAGUGAUUCCCUUAUCUUUUGUAAGAAAAAUUCAUUUUUUUCACUCAACCAGUAAAUACGGCUUUUAUGCUGCUUUGGCUUCCUUCUGCAUUAUACUCUACGACUGCCAAGGGAGACUCUCCUUAAUUGACAAUUUCCAAUUCUCCAAUUUAAUCAACAUCAAAAACACCUUUAAUUAUGUGGGAGUGGCCAUUCUGUGUUGUGAAGGAAUAUUUACAGUUUUGCCUAUCAGAGACAGCAUGAAGAAUAAAUUUGAAUUCAAAUCUGUUGCUUCAAAGAGUUUGAUGACAGCAUUCUGCAUCUCAAUCUUUUUGUCACUAAUCACCUCGUCCACCUAUCAAUAAGAAACACAAUCAAUUGUGCUAUUUAGUAUUCAAAACCCAAUCUUAGAAGUCGUUUCAUUGAUCUUAUACUCAAUUAGCUUGUUAUUGACCUUUCCACUCCAACUAUUCCCAGCUGUCCAAAUUGUUGAAACCAUGCUUCAAAAGAAUAUGUUCGAGUAUAUCAGCUUCCAUGACAUUGAAUAAAACUCGAAUGAAGGGUCUCCCACAGAAAAGAUUGAUAAAUCCACUUGCGAUAAGAUUGAAAAUCUUACAUGCGAGAAAGAUGACUUAGUUUUUGAAGAUAGACUCCUCUAAAGCAGUAUAAGAAGCAUGUUGAUGUUAACUAUCUACUUUAUCGCUUAUUAUGUGCCUCAUCUAUCGCACUUUUUGAAUUUGAUUGGAAGCAUUUUUGGAUCCUUAUUACAAUUUUGCUUCCCUGUACUAGUUCAUAUUAUUUAUUUCAAGAACUCUAAAUCAACUAAACCUGUCAUUCAAUAUACAAUAAUUUUGAUUGUUUCAAUUUUAGCUAUUGUCUUGGGCACAGCUGAAUCGUUAAAGCAUCUACUUUGA
Messenger RNA from Paramecium tetraurelia, 1335 nucleotides. RefSeq lists its product as uncharacterized. Gene Ontology annotation, biological process: amino acid transmembrane transport. The transcript is spliced from 6 exons. Lineage: Eukaryota; Ciliophora; Oligohymenophorea; Peniculida; Parameciidae. Gene Ontology annotation, molecular function: amino acid transmembrane transporter activity. The record is from RefSeq and is a predicted model, not a curated record.